AUGUGCACAGUAUCACGGGAAUCUGGAAUUGUGCAGAAGCUUGACUUCUCCAGUGGUGAGGAAGAGGACCGCAUAAGCAAUGAGAACAUGGAAGAUUUUCCUAAUUCAGAUGAGACUGAUGACAACCUGACGUGGAGGACCCAUAAGAGCCCCUACCCAGUCACUCCCCAGAGAAAUGAGAGGAUGCGCUCCCCUUUCCAGGAAGCCAGUCCUGACAGUGAUUGCUCCCCUCCUGCCAAGCUCUAUGCUGAGGAAGAAUGUCCUGGGACCCCCCUCCAUUACAGCACAUGGAAGAAACUGAAACUUUGCGAUACUCCAUACACUCCAAAGAGUUUGCUGUACAAGAACCUCCCAUCACCUAGUGCACGGGUACCCUGUAGGGGGCAGCGACUAUUAAGAUUUGCAGCUGGCACAGGUGCUGAUCUAGAAGACCCUGCGCUGGUCAACAUUAACCCUUUCACCCCAGAAACAUACAAUCGAAUGCAGCUUAACUCAAAUGGAAAGAGGAAGGCAGAACAAUGCAGUACUGAUCCACCAUUAAAAUACAGAGAGAGGGAAACUUCAGGACUUCCUUCAAAGAAGUGUGUGCUACGUGAAACAAACAUGGUAUCCCGCUACAGGACAGAAUUCCUGGAGAUUGAGAGAAUCGGCGCAGGAGAGUUUGGAGCAGUUUACAAGUGUGUAAAGAGACUGGAUGGCUGCAUCUAUGCCAUAAAGCGCUCAAAGAAGCCACUAGCAGGAUCCACAGAUGAGCAGCUGGCAUUAAGAGAAGUCUAUGCCCAUGCUGUACUGGGCCAUCACCCACAUGUUGUGCGAUAUUACUCUGCCUGGGCAGAAGAUGACCACAUGAUCAUACAGAAUGAAUACUGCAAUGGUGGAAGCCUGCAGGACCUGAUCAUGGAAAACAUGAAGAGCAGGCAGCUGGUGAUGGAGCAAGAACUGAAGGAGAUUCUUCUGCAAGUUUCCAUGGGGCUGAAGUAUAUACACAGCUCAGGCCUGGUGCACAUGGACAUCAAACCAAGUAAUAUCUUCAUCUGUCGGAAGCUGACUGAAUCGAGACAGGAGGACAGUGAUGGAGAGGAUGAGAUUGCCUCCACCAGCAUCCUGUAUAAGAUUGGUGACCUUGGUCAUGUCACUUCUAUCACAAACCCACAAGUGGAGGAAGGAGACAGCAGGUUCCUAGCCAAUGAGAUCCUGCAGGAGGAUUACAGCCAACUACCUAAGGCUGACCUCUUUGCUCUUGGCCUCACGAUCACUGUGGCAGCUGGCACCAGUCAUCUUCCGUGCAAUGAUAAGAGUUGGCACUAUAUCAGAAAAGGCAACCUGCCAGAGAUUCCCCAGUCACUCUCUCCUGCUUUUCAUGACCUGCUUAAGGCGUUGAUUCAUCCAGAUCCUGCAGCCAGACCCUCGACAGCAGCCCUGGUUAAGCAUCCCGUCCUGAGAAGAUCUUUUGGAAAAGCAGCCCAGCUCCAGAAACAGCUUAAUGUAGAAAAAUUUAAGACUGCCAUGCUGGAGAGGGAACUUAAAGCUGCGAAACAGGCCCAAAAUUAUGGAAAUGAUGAGUGCAAGGAUCUUCCUUCAAAGUCUGACUUCAUCUGCAAAAGCAAGAGGAGACUAGUGGGGGGGAAAAACACCCGGUCAUUAAGUUUUACCUGUGGUGGCUAUUAA
Molecule: messenger RNA, 1668 nt
Organism: Bufo bufo (common toad)
Lineage: Eukaryota; Metazoa; Chordata; Amphibia; Anura; Bufonidae
Gene: WEE2
Product: WEE2 oocyte meiosis inhibiting kinase
Exons: 11
Coding region: 1-1668 (555 amino acids)
Biological process (GO): mitotic cell cycle; regulation of meiosis I; protein phosphorylation
Cellular component (GO): nucleus
Molecular function (GO): non-membrane spanning protein tyrosine kinase activity; ATP binding; magnesium ion binding
Source: RefSeq, a predicted model, not a curated record